CGAUCCCACGACGGAAUAGUCCAAAGUAGGAAGUUGUGAUGUGUAGUUGUGCCAAGAUGGCUUGGGAAAUGGUCGGCGUCUAUCGCCUCCUGUCUUCUAUUCCUCUCUUUGUCAUCAUCGUCAAUCUUCAGUACGAAGUGUCAGAAGGAGGAGCGAACCCUCAGGAGAUUGACCAGCACCUAAAACUGGGGACGCAGCUGCUGUCAGCUGGCCAGUUAGCAGAUGCACUGUCACACUUCCAUGCAGCUAUCGAGGGUGAUCCUGAUAACUACCUGACCUACUUCAGGAGAGCCACGGUGUACCUGGCCAUGGGCAAGUCUAGACAGGCACUGCCUGAUCUGUCUAAGGUCAUCCACCUCAAGCCUGACUUCACUCAGGCACGGGUACAAAGGGCUAAUGUAUACCUGAAGCAAGGCAAGUUAAAUGAUGCAGAGGAAGACUACAUGGAAGUGUUGAGAGUAAACCCAAGUAACGAGGAUGCGAAAACACAGCUGGAAUUCAUCGAACCAAUCAGAGAAACCAUCUCCCAGACAGACGAGAUGAUGACACAAGGGAGGUGGAACGAAGCCAUCGAGCUGUUGACAGCCGCUAUCGAGAAAUGUGUAUGGGAUCCGUCCUUGAGAGAAAAGCGUGCCCAGUGUUAUAUGGAGAUUGGGGAACACUUUAAGGCCAUCAACGACAUCAAGCCCACCACCAAGAUGAGGCCAGACAACACCGAGGCUUACUUCAGAGUCAGCAAAAUGUACUACGAUGUAGGGGAGCUGGAGGAUUCACUCACAGAAGUGCGAGAGUGCCUUAAACUUGACCCUGACCACAAGAGCUGCUUCCCUCACUACAAACAUGCCAAGAAACUGAACAAGCUGUACGAGUCGGCUCAGAACUUCAUCAACGAGGGGAGGUAUCAAGAUGCAAUAGUAAAACUAGAGGCUGCUCUUAGGUUGGAGCCUGAAAUAUGGGCGUAUGUGCUAAGAUCCAAGUCCAAAAUAUGCAAAAGCUACAGAGAGUUGAAAGAUGUUCCACACGCCAUUAAGAACUGUGGGGAAGUGUUGGAAAUGGAUGAACACAACAUCGAAGCCCUGGUGGACAGGGCAGAGACAUAUAUCAUGGCAGAGGAGUUUGAAAGAGCUGUUGAAGAUUACCAGAAAGCACACGACAUUGACAACAACCUCAGACAUGUCGCAGAAGGCUUGGAAAGGGCCAAGAGGCUCCUCAAACAGUCACAGAAGAGGGAUUAUUACAAAAUACUCGGGGUCAAAAGAAAUGCGAGAAAACGAGAAAUAGAAAAGGCCUACAGGAAGUUGGCAGCAGAGUGGCAUCCUGACAACUUUAGAACAGAAGAGGAGAAAAAGAUAGCAGAGAAAAAGUUUAUAGAGAUUGCAGCUGCAAGAGAAGUACUAGCAGAUCCUGAAAAGCGAGAGAAGUUUGACAAUGGAGAAGACCCCCUGGACCCUGAACAGCAGGGGGGGCACAACCCCUGGGGCAACCACGGAUUCAACUUUAACCCCUUCGGAGGGCAGGGAUUCAACUUUAAGUUCCACUUCAACUGAGCAGGCUGCAUGGCACAACGUUGCUAGCCUUUACCAGGCUUCGGGAGUCGGCUGGAAAGAGUAGAAAUUGGCCAAAUAGAGAGAGAUAACAUGCCAGGGGAGUUGGUCCGCCUUUGCGGCAAACUGUAGUCUCUAGUGGACCAACUCCCCAUGCAUGUUAUCUGUUUCUAUUUGGUCAAAUUUCUACGUAUAUACUAUUUCCAGCCAUCUUCUGAAGCCUGGUACGGGCUACAAUGUUGUCCGUAACGUGUACAUGACAAAGUGUUUAUCUGUUAUUAUGUGAUUCCUUUGUUUUAGCCACUUCCACUUACAUUGUACAUGUAGAGCCUAGUCACAUGUGUGACCGCACUUGUGAAUCCAACCAUUGUUAGCAAUGUCUGUGUGCUUUUCAAAGAGGAAACUAUAAUUGUAUGCUUCAGUCUUUUGAUCUAGCUUAUGUUGCAUCCCUUAUUUAAUUGUAUGUCAUAAAAGAAGAGAGAAUUAUUAGUGAUAAGUAUGUACAAAUUCUAAUCAGGUCUUGCAUAUGUGAUUAUAGUAUUCAUCCUGCUGAUCAAAAUAAACAAAAAAUCAGACUUUUCAGACUUCUGGGUUUCGUGAUCUUCAAGUUUACAGAUUUCGGGAAAUAUUUUGGGAACUGUAGAGGAGAUUGUAUGAUGUAAUUUAAUUUGGUAUUACACCACUUUCUUAAGGCAUGUCCCUAUCAAUUGACUCCCUGUCAAAAUCACCUCCCACCCACCGUGAAACUCAAAGCAAUUUGGAUAGACCCAUAAUCUCAGCCACCCAAAACAAUACUCCCAAAAAGGCUGCUAUGUAUACAACUCUCUCCUUAUUGAUCAAAGAAUUAUCAGCUUAACAUUAGCUUAACAUUCAGACAUUGUCUUUCAACAUGAAGUACAUAUCAUUUUUCAGGGUCGAAAAACAAAAUUUGAAUAGUUAUCCAUACAUGUGCAACAAGAUAACAUUCUGCCUAUGAUUACAUUACCCCUUUCUGAAGUUACAUGUACUCGUGGACUCUUUCUCUGUAAUACAUGUACUAACAUUCAACAGAGUGAGGACAAUCAGAAUGGACCAGUGAAGUUGAUAAUUGCCUUUUAUUGAACAUACUUUAAUGCUAAAAAGGGUCAGGGUUAUUAUUUGUGUUGUGGCAACUCUGAUUCAUAGAAAAAGAGUUGGUAGUACCAUCUCUUCUUUCUACCUCCAUGGUAGUACUUUACUCUUAUUUCAUUGCCAAAGACUCUUCAUAAAGCAGUAGAGAGUCAACUAUAUUCAACAUUUUUGAAAAGUAUAGAUGAUGAACAUAGAGUUCUAGACUUACGAAAAACUUGUCAGACAUAUAGAACAUAUUUACACUUGAGCAACAAUCAUUGUGAUGCUUUGUAAAAUGUAUAUUAAGACAGGAUUUCCUAACUCACAAUUGCUGAAUAUGUACAUAGAAAUGUGAACACAGAUUGGUGAAGUAUUUGUUAUUCUCCUAUAUAAUACUGGGCUGUUUGUUGGACUGUACAUUCUAAGCUUAAGCCCAGGAAUGCUCAAUAUUGUACAGUGUGAUAAUGAAGAUACGUAAUUAAAUAUGAACAGAUUAAUUAAACAUUGCCUGGUUG
This is a messenger RNA of Branchiostoma belcheri (Belcher's lancelet), 3148 nucleotides long. Its product is annotated as dnaJ homolog subfamily C member 3-like. The record is from RefSeq and is a predicted model, not a curated record. Gene Ontology annotation, biological process: protein folding in endoplasmic reticulum. The coding region runs from base 39 to 1547 and encodes 502 amino acids. The transcript is spliced from 12 exons. Gene Ontology annotation, molecular function: misfolded protein binding; protein-folding chaperone binding. Gene Ontology annotation, cellular component: endoplasmic reticulum. NCBI's taxonomy places the organism in Eukaryota, Metazoa, Chordata, Leptocardii, Amphioxiformes, Branchiostomatidae.